Molecule: messenger RNA, 1584 nt
Organism: Mesorhabditis belari
Lineage: Eukaryota; Metazoa; Nematoda; Chromadorea; Rhabditida; Rhabditidae
Source: the annotation of a GenBank genome assembly
AUGCAACGCUAUUCCCUAGAGGUGCUCGCUGAGGAAUGUCAAGGAAUGAUGGAAGAGAACUCGUCCGAAUGCUCUUCUCUUAAAGACUCCUCGGAAAAAUCGCCGAAAUGCAUCGACAAUACGCUGAAGGAUUUCUCGAAGUAUCAGAUUGUCCUCCUUGUCCUUACACAACUCGGCUAUUUACCGAUUGCCGCUUGUCUGCUUGUUACCUCGAUUUUCAGUCCACCAGCGGGCUAUUGUGGCAAAAAUGGGACAAUAAACGCUGAAAUUGAGCUCGAUUUUCACUCGCUGCUACUGGAGUGGGACUUGGCGUGUAAACAACCGAAUGUCAAGAGCAUCGUCUCCACAGCAAUCAUGUUGGGCGGCUUGGCCGGCGCUUUCCUCACCGGCUACAUCGCUGACACUUAUGGGAGAAGGCCGGCCAUUUUGGGUACCCUCCUGUGCAUCUCGUUCGGCUGUCUCGUCGUUUCUCUCGUCGGCGAGCUCAACUGGAUCUUCACCACCGCCAUUCUGGGUGUUCUCGGCGCCGCCUGUGGUGGAUAUAUGGUGGUGAAUUUGACUCUGGUGGUCGAAUUUUUGUGCACAUCGAGAUCUCGGCUUUUGGUCGUUUGUGUAAACGGCUGGCCCUUAUCAAUGGCGAUGACGGCCGGGUUGGCGUAUUUUUCGGCGCAUUGGCGGCCGUAUUUUCUCACGACCGCCUGCAUCGCCUCACUCGUCUUCAUUUCAUUGUACCUUUGGUCAAUGGAAAGCGUGCGGUGGUUGGCGUCGAAGAAUCGGGUCCGCGACGCGGUCAACGUCGCCCAAAAAGUCAUCAAGAAAAACGGUGCCGCUGAUGGAGCUGAAUUCUUGCUUCAGGCUGCUUCUCGUGGGAAAACCCGCGAAUCGGAGCACACAAAGAAUUAUCUGUAUCUGGAUUUGUUGAAAUUCCGGAGCAUUCGGAAACCGCUUCUCGCGCUCACGUAUUGUUUCGUUUCGUCGAGUAUCGUCUCAUUUGGUUAUUAUCUGUUCAUCGAUACAAUUCCCGGAAAUCGUCUUACGAAUUUUGCGUUCUUUUGCGGCCUCAUCCCGUUUCUCUUGUCAUUCGUCGGGCGUCGACCCCUCGUUCUCUUGUCUUUAGGAGUCGCCUGUACAGCUAGCUACUCGAUUUUGGCAAUUUAUUUCCUCGGCCUACCGUCGACGAGUUGGCUGUACGGUGUUUUGUCGGUGAUCGCCGCCGCUUCCAUUGAUCCGGCUUGGAAAGUGAACCACCUCUACUCGGCUGAGCUCUUCCCGACGGCUGUGCGAACGAUGGCGCGAGCUGUGUGCAAUAUUGGAGGCCGAUUGGGCAGUGUCGCUGCACCCUGGGUUGUCAGCCUCGAUUCUUUCUCGUUCAUCGCCCCCUACUCGGCUUUCACCGUUUUCCUCAGCGUUCAAUGGAUCGUUUCGUUGUGUUUCCUGCCUGAGACCAGGAAUCAACCGUUAGUGGAAAGAAUAAUCGAAGAAGAAAAUGGACCAGAGUUUAAUGAUCACACGAAUUUGGCGAUGGAAGGAGGAACGGAUUUGGAGAAAUCACCGGAGAAACCGAAAAUUCGAAUUGAAAUGUGC